UAUUCACCGAGUUGGUUCGCGUGACGUUGGAGUUUCCGAGAGCUCCGACGACGACGACGAGGUUCCGAACAGAUUGGUUGCAAUGGACGUUGCCUCUAUUGUUACCGCUGUUGCAUAGUAAAAAGUUAACGAGAUGAGGAAUGACAAUGAGUUUGUGACAGACUCUUGUCCCAUCAGACCACGUAAGAUCGGUGCGCAAAAUGUGGUCAUACGUCUUCGACAAAGGGAAACAAUGACGUGUUCCUAUCCGGGAACUCACGUUCACAAGGCGAGACAGUUCUAUCAGAACGUGUUUCCCAACUUCACUGUGAUGAAUGUCGAGAAACCGCCGUGUUUUCUUCGCAAAUUCUCACCAGACGGAAAGUACUUAAUGGCCUUUAGCGCGGAUCAAACUAGCAUUGAGGUUUACGAGUAUUACGGAGCCUCAGCCGCUGCCGAUCUUUUGGCCAACUGCGAGGGCGAAUACAUUGGCCAUAAAAAUGACAACUACAGUUUUCACAUAAGAAGUAAUAUAUUCUCGCGAUUUUUUAAGGUGAAAUGGAUUAUAAACAUAGUAAUGCAAAGCAAUCAUCAAUUGAACAGGGAGUGCAGCCUGUUUUCAGACGAUUCUCGGUAUGUAAUUGUUGGAUCAGCUGCCCAUAUCCCUGACGAACUGAGGCCGCAUUUUUAUCAGAUUUAUACCAAUAACGAGGCAUUGACGCCAAAUCCUAGGUCUCCGUUAGAAGAUUACAGUUUAUACAUUGUUGAUUUGAAAAGGGGAUUGUUAUGUGAUACCAAACAUUUUAAAGUGGACAAAAUUUACUUAUCACAUAACCAAGGUCUUUACUUGUACAAAAAUAUAUUGGCAGUUUUGUCUGUACAGCAUCAAACUAUUCACAUCUUUCAAAUUUUUGAUGGCAUGUUUAUUAAUGUUAGGACAAUAGGAAGGUAUUUUAUAGAUGGCACGUUUAUAAAUGUUAGGAAAAUAGGAAGGUUUUGUAUGGAGGACGACGAAUAUUUAGUCUCGAGUGUUUACACUUCGUAUCAGAGACCAUUCAAAGACGCUGCAAUAAAUAGCCUAAAACACAGACUGUUAGUGUAUCUGUACAAAAGAGCGGAGUACAUAAGUUAUGUGACAAAAAAUCCGUACGAACUGAGACGAUUUUACCAAUACUUCGAUCAGCUGAACUCGUUAAGAAUGUGGAAAAUGCAAUUGUUAGAUACGAAUCACAUCCUGAUAAGAUACGCGAGUGAAGAGGUGGCGACGUUGCAAGCAAACGAGCCGAAUGCACAGCCGGCGUUGUUGGUCGUUUACGAUAUGGUUGAGGCAAAAGUUUUGGCGGUAUAUGACAAUGCGUCUACCGAAUUGUUGACGCAUUUUGAAAACUUUAGUGACUUCUUCAGAAAUGCCAGAAUGACCACGGAUUGUCAGUACAUGUGUUCACCAUCUAAUAAUAUAUACGCCAGAUUGUUGCAACAGAGAUUCAAGCAAACCAUAAUAAGCGCUAGAUACGGGGGCGUUACGGAAGCGACAAAAAGAUUGCUCGCUCAGUUGCCAAUAUGCGCUCAGUCGUAUUCAAGUUCACCCUACCUCGAUUUGUCGUUGUUUUGUUACGACGAUAAGUACGUGUCCAUGAUGGAACGACCCAAAGCGUGCGGGGAACAUCCGAUUCGAUUUUACGCACGCGACUCGGGUCUUUUAAAGUUCAAGAUGUAUGCCGGUAUGUUGGGACGAACAGUGCCAACAACGGCGAGAAGAUUAGUCGCGUUUACUUUCCAUCCGACAGAUCCGUUUGCAAUUUCGGUGCAACGUACCAAUGCAGAUUACAUUGUCAGUUUUCACGUGAGACAUGUAUAAAAGUACUAAUCUGAAUCUCUGACUGAGGAUUCGUUUGUUUAUAUUUGCAUUGGAAGUUGCAUCAGAAAUAAAAAAAUUGCUGCCACACCAAAGUACAAA
Molecule: messenger RNA, 1936 nt
Organism: Pseudomyrmex gracilis
Lineage: Eukaryota; Metazoa; Arthropoda; Insecta; Hymenoptera; Formicidae
Gene: abo
Product: DET1 homolog
Exons: 8
Coding region: 134-1837 (567 amino acids)
Biological process (GO): protein ubiquitination; positive regulation of proteasomal ubiquitin-dependent protein catabolic process
Cellular component (GO): nucleus; cullin-RING ubiquitin ligase complex
Molecular function (GO): ubiquitin-like ligase-substrate adaptor activity; ubiquitin protein ligase binding
Source: RefSeq, a predicted model, not a curated record